This is a messenger RNA of Mya arenaria, 4606 nucleotides long. Its product is annotated as sorting nexin-16-like. The coding region runs from base 136 to 1419 and encodes 427 amino acids. Gene Ontology annotation, molecular function: phosphatidylinositol binding. The transcript is spliced from 7 exons. Gene Ontology annotation, biological process: endosome to lysosome transport; protein targeting to lysosome; early endosome to late endosome transport. Gene Ontology annotation, cellular component: late endosome; extrinsic component of endosome membrane; early endosome. The record is from RefSeq and is a predicted model, not a curated record. Lineage: Eukaryota; Metazoa; Mollusca; Bivalvia; Myida; Myidae.
CAAUGGUUCAAUUUGUUAACAUACUAUUAUUACAACCGUAAACUACAUAUUAUCUUGUUGUUAUGGUUGUAAUUAUUUUGUUAAUUUUAGUUUGGGUACAGCUAACAGGAGUGCUUGAAGGAGUUUGAGUGCACGAUGAUUGAAGAAAGCCAAGACAGUAUAGAACCGGCCCCAGAUAUCCGAGACCCUUUACUGGGCCAAAGAAGGGGCAAUGAGAAUUCCCAACCUUUAUCACCAAGAGAACAGAAGGUUUCAUUGUCAGAAUACCAAACCACAAGGUCAUUGACGUCCUCCUCCGAAGACAACAAUUCUUUACCUGCUCUAAGUGCCAUAAAUCCAAUGGUGGAAAUUGUUCGAAAUAAUGAACAAAGUGGUGCAAAUUUUGUUGAUAGUGUAAAUCAUGCCUGGACAGAUCAAAGUCCGAAAACAAGCACCCCGAAUCCAGAAUUGCCAUCAAGAAGUAGGAGCCGAAACAUACAACUUGACAGUGACUCCGGAGCUGUUGGCUUUUCGCCAGUAAGAAGGCGUGGUACAGGAAGCACCAUCAGUUCAGAAAGUACUGGGUUGUUGUUUGAGAGACCUAGCAGACGGACAAAGAGAGUCAGUUUUGUGGAUCCGUUAGAUAUCAGAGUGCCUUUGGCUGGAUUUGAAGUGAUGGAACAGAGAGCUAAAUUCACGGUGUUUAAGCUACAUGUACAUAAGGGUAACAUUGACAACUGGUUUGUGUUCAGAAGAUAUACAGACUUUGUUCAACUGCAACAAAAGUUAAGACGUCUAUUCCCAAUGUUUCGUUUACCGCUACCUCCAAAACGUUGGUUCAAAAGCAACUUUGAUCAUGAAUUCCUUGAUGACCGAAUGCACGGACUUCAGGCUUUCAUUGAUAGCGUUGUCUGCCAUUCUGACCUAUGCAACUGCGUGCCAGUGCAGGAGUUUUUCUGCUUCACUGACCCGCCAGGACCUCAUGACAGUGUGGAAGAAAGCAGGGCAUACUGUGAAGAGCUAGAAGAGUCUGUCUAUGACCUGAGAAAGUCCCUACGUAACAAAGACACAGAGAUUGACCUUCUUAAAGAUGAACUUGCCCUCUACAAGAACCAGGUCGCGAUGCUAACCAAUGCUCUCAGGGAGUCAAAUUCCAGUGGUACUAUAGCCAAUGGCUCACAAGCUAAUGCGUCUCCUGUUAGCUCAUUGGCUGAAUGUGACUUACCUGGACCAGACAGGGACCAAUUGCCAGCUGUCUUACAAGUGUCUUCGGCCAAUAAGAAUGCUCAUCAAUUUAAACACAGCCAAUCAGAGAUUUCCAUACAAGCAGAGAUUAUUGCUACUUCCCCAAAUGAAAGGAUGCUGCAGACUGAUAUAUCAAAGAUGAAAGAAAAGCAAAGAAGUACAGGGCUUUUUAAGAUGUUCUCUUCAGCAAAAUGAUAAUUUGAAUUUAGUCAUUAGUUUUGAGUUUUGUUUCCUGAUUGCUUUUGUUUGAUAUUUUAAUGUCAUAUAUUUUAUAAUAGCUGAAACAAAGUUUUAAAAAAAAUAUCAUGUUAUGUGAUUCAUAUCUUUGGCAUUGUUUGGAUCAUAAACUCGAUGUUAGGUUGUAGAUUACUUUGUCAUCUGAUGUCACAAAAUUUCUCAAAUUAUUCAUAUUCUUGAAAGGUUGUGAUUUUAUGUUGUCUGACUCGUUUUGAAAGAUUUUGUAGAAUGUUAAUGGAUUUAUCUUUUUAAGUUAAAAAAAAGACAAAACAAAAUGCUUUGGUUGAUGGUGUGUUUUUUUGCUUAGUAUAUUCCUCAUGCAAAGUUGUAUAUUCAACACAUUUUAAAUACGCAAAUAUUUACAUUAUUAAGUAUGAAUUCAAACUUGAAAUGUUAGAUCUGUUAAGUCUGUGAUGGAAAAUUUAUGUUAAAAUUUCAACAGUUGUAAGGUAAAAUAGUGUGUUUUUUUGCUUAGUAUAUUCCUCAAGCAAAGUUAUAUACUCAACGCAUUUUAAAAACACAAAUAUUUACUCUGUAAAGCACAAAUUCAAACAUGAAAUGUUAGAUCUGUAAAGUCUGGGAUGGAAAAUUUACAUUUCACCAAAGAAAAUUCAACCGCUACAGAGGAAAAUAUAUGUAAAAAUGAGGAUUUGUUGACUAGGCUUUUGAUUUUAUUCUUUCAGUUCAAAAUGAAUCCUUGCAUCGCCAAGUUAUAACAAUUCUUUGUUGUUGUUAUUUCUUUGUUUUGAAUAAGUUUUACUCCAAGUUUUACCCAAAAUUGCUCUGUAUAGAGAUUGUUUAAAUGAUAUCUCAUUAGAGCUAUUUUGCGUUUUGCUCACCCAAACUUGUUUGAAUAAUUUAAACAUAAAUUAAAAACCUUAAUCAUGACAUCCAACUGCAUUUCUUUUAUCGAUAUAGUUUUAGUAAUCAUAACAAAAUGUGAUACUUUUAUGAUGCAAUAAAAAAAUGCGUUUACAGAUGUACUGAGCAUCUGAUUACAGCUCCUGAUGUUAAGUACACUUACAUUGUAUAUAAAUAAUUUGCAUAUUUACUGAUUUUUUGUUUUUGAAUUCAUUUUGUGAAAUGUUUUAGACUAAUAUUACUAUAAACUAUUAAACAUGCUUAUUUUUUUGAUGAUAAUGAAUUAUGUAUAAUUAUUAGUUAUAAGGAACUUUAUUGUAUUGAAGAUUCUUGUUGGUUGAGUUAUUAAUUAAAAUGAAAAUUCUGAUUGAGCAAAUGACUUUCCAUAUGUUUUAAGUUGCCUGGGUUUGUUUGUUUUUUAAAGAAAAAAGGUUUAGGUAUUGUAAAAACCUUCUUAUCAGUAUAUUUUGCAGCAUGGAAAUAAUAAUACAAUAAUAUUGUCUCUAUGGUGAAGACUGUUGAAAUUUAUUAACAUGUCAUUUUAUACAAUAAUACACAGUGUGCUCUAGCUUAUAUUUUAGUGUUUGUUUAUUAGCUGCAUUUGUGAUAAAACACUGCCUUAUGAAAUACCGGUACUUUUAGAGCUGUGUAAUGACCUUUACCAUUGUUGAUAACUGUAACAUUACAGAGUUAUUUAGAUUUUGAUUUGUAGUUUUUUUAUUCUGUACUUGAGGCUGUCUAGAAUGUGCUAAUUAUGGUGAUAUUUAGAUAAGUCUUGAGCCCGAGUUUUCAUGGAAAAGAUCCUGGUUAUAGAGCUGGUGGGUUUUCACAAUUUGGGCUUUAGUUUAUCCUGUGUCAUAAAUACAACAGUUUUACCCAAUCUUCAUGACACUUGGUCAGCAUAUUUGUCAGUAUGAUAUUUAAGUCCGCUGUGAAUAUUUCGGGUCCACAACUAGGUCACAAGGUCAAAUAUAAAAAAAAAAUGAGUUUAAGUGUAGUUUUUCUGUUCAUAAAUUCGACAAUGUUUAUCUAGUAUGCAUGAAACAUAGUCAAUAUAGUUCUUAGCAUGACAUUAGGGUAAAUGAGGGUCAUUUUGGGUCAAAAUCUAGGUCGUACCAGUAUCAGCAGUAUUGACUUUUUUCUCUAUCUAGACAUACGUUCUGCUAGAAAAUGGCAUUUGGCAUAGUGAAAAAUCUGGCUUGAAUGUGGUUUCGACAUUAACCCCUUAUUCAUCAUCAUGUUGUUCUGUUGGUUUGACAAAAGAAUUAAACAUAAUCACUCAUUUUAAACUCAUUUUAAGAUAAUCAUGCACAAUUAAAUGUUAUUGGAAUACUUUAAAGAAAUCUUAAGAAACAUUAAUCCUAAUAUUUUUGCUGAUUUUUUCUUCGUUUCUUCAGAGGUACGACAUUGGAGAUUAUCCCAACAUAAGAUUAUUUCAAUAAAUUUGUCAUGUUCAUAUAAAAAAAAUAAUGAAAUAAAUGUUUUUUUUACAAAUAUUUAGUCAUGCCCAUAUUAUAGAGUUUAAUAAAAUGAAUGGUUUUGAUUUUAUAAACCUAUGAGCAGAGCUGUACAUGACGUGCUAUAUCACCAUUGUAAACAAUCAACUUGCCAGUUUGUAUUGGUUUUUUUAUGUUUACACUGUUCUUUAGUCUGUACAAUUCGUUAAACAAUUUCGGAUGUUCACAGCAGUGUUUUAAUAUGAAACCUGCAUAGUUCACUACAGUGUGUAUUAAUAAAAAAGUAACUUUCAUUCCAUUAUGACAGCUGUUUUUCUAUUUUCAAAAUGUUUAAUGUAGGCUUCGUUGUAUGUUAUCAAACUUGACAUAACAGUUUACAUCAAAAUUUAUCUUCAGUCUGGAUUUCAUGAAAGUCGUGUUUAGAUAGAAGUGCUGUAUAGGUAUUAUUUUACCUCAUAUAUUUUUUUUUAAAUAUAUAAAGCUGAACAAAUUUUGUUUUCAUAAAUCUUGGUUUCGUAAAAGUUGAACAAAUGUCAAGUGCCAUGAUCACAUCAUGAUAUGCUUCUUGUUAGAGUCAUAAUCAAUUAACUACAUGUUAUUUUAAUGAAAUUACUGUAUAUUGCUAUGUAUUACUGAAUAUUUAUUGCUUUUAAGGGUUGUGCAAUGUUUAAUGCAGACACAAUAAACAUAAAAAGAACACGUCAUUUCUUUCUUGCUAUCGAGUGAAGCAGUGAAACUAUAUUCACAAUGGUGCUUGCGUUUUUAAAAGUCUAGAAAGUUGAACAACAAGUUAGAAGAAUUAAUUGUUGGACAUCUGUGCUAUUUUA